Molecule: messenger RNA, 4878 nt
Organism: Effrenium voratum
Lineage: Eukaryota; Dinophyceae; Suessiales; Symbiodiniaceae
Source: the annotation of a GenBank genome assembly
AUGUACAGAUCUUGCAGCUGGUUUUGCGACCUGAGCACCGCGAGUUUCCAGCCCUGGUGCUUUGUGCCGACCACGCGGAUUCAGCAAUUGGGGAGUACAUCUCUGGAACUCACAACCUUCAGCGCCUUCAACUGGGGGGCCUUGUCAGGGAGGGACAGGAGCAUGUGGGUCUUGCUGCACCACUUGCUGCGCUACAGCCCGGUGCAUUUCACCUACAAGUUCCGGAUGUCCCAGCCGGCGCCGUUUGGGCACGACCCGAAAAUUGCGGAGCCCAAAACAAAUCAGGACGCCCACACGGCCACGGUGGACCAAGAUGGUCGGGUGCAGCGAUCCUUCAGUCCUGGGGCCCCCAUUGUGAUCCCCCCACCUUCGUUGCUGCAGCUCGCUGGCCGGGAGUGGAACCUGCAGACUUUGCAAAUCGGCGGCGAGUUCGUCAGCAUGGUGAACUGUUACACCGACGGUUCCGACCUGCCGGUGCUGCAGUGGGGCGCGCAUGCGCCGGUGGAGCCCCAGCUGGAGCUGCCGCUCUGCCUCCUCUCCGUGCAGCAGCUGAAGAGUAGCUCCAUGCGAAGCUUCUCCGACGUGCUGAACGAUGUGACCUAUAGCAAUACCAUGAUACGGAUUGACACCAAACAGGGCAACAGCUUCCACAGGCUAUUCUCCUGGUUUGCGCUGGUGAUGAGCCUCAUUUCCUUUGUGGUUCUUUUGAAGAUCCCCUCCAUGCUGGUCACGACCUUCGCCCAAAGAUGCCUGGGGCCUCUCUCCGGGGUAGUGAAACGAGUAGUGGAGGAGAGCUUCCACAUCCGCACGCGCGCCGCCUCCGGGGGGCUCCGCCUCGCCUCAGACGCGCUGGCCAUAGAAUCUUUGGCGCCGGAGGGACUUGCGGAGCCGGAGCUGGCGAAGGAAAUGGCCAGGAUCCUCGAGCAAGUGGGUGACGCGGAGGAUUUGGGAGAGGAUUUGGGCAAACACGUCUUUCGAACUCUCGGCACAAGAGAGAAAGGCAAGGCACAAGAUGGACCAGUGCACUCCGGCCGCUUCGGCCAUUUGCUAAGCUGGGGCGUUGCCGUGGAUGUCUUUGACAUCACUGCCUUCUUCUCGCGCGCACGGCGACGCCGCCUACUGGAAUGGUACAUUCUACCUGCAGAUCACCGCGCAACUUUGCGAGUCCCCCGGGAGGGCGUCGGCCCGGCUGAAUUGGAGGAGGUGAAGGAGCUCUCGGGCGACCUUUCGGGCGACGGCGCGCGGGUGGUCGGCGGAGAAGACGCGGAGGGGGCGGCAACCCAAGACCUGCCGUUGCUGCGGGAGCGGCUGGAGGUGCUGGAGAGAAACAAAGCCCGCCGCGAGGAGCAGCUGCAGAAGAGGUGCCAGGCGCAGGCAGAGCUGUCUGAGCUGCAGUCGCGGUACCAAGAUCUGAAGCACCGCUGGAAAGCCCAGCGGAAGGUCGAGAAAGCGCUCGUCCCGGCGCGGGAGAAUUUGGCUGCGCUGUCGGCGCGGGUGGAGGUUGCGGAGCUGGAGCGAGCUCGCCUCGGCCUGCAGCUGCAGGAGCUCCUCGCGAGGCCGGCCUUUCAGAACUUAGUGCCGGAGGAGCUGGAGCUGGAGCUGGAAGUGGCGAGUCCCGCCCACCGCGUGCCGGAGUCGAAGGACCGGAGAUUGCGAACCCUCGCGGACAAUCUCUUUGCCACUUUGUACGCUACAGGCGAUGGUAUUGGCUUGGCUGCCCCGCAGAUCCAAGAUCUGACUCUAUCCCCGUCCUGCACCAUGGCGUUGCGCGUGGUGGUGCUUGCUGCGACGGCUGCAAUUGCCAUCGCUGGUAGCUGCAGCGGCAGCGAUGCUCAGAUUUGGUCGCAGAAGGGCUCUGCCGCUUUCUCUGGAGACUUGGACGCCUGCGGCCAUCAGUGCGCUUUGUCCUCCACCGAUUGCGCCAGCAAAUGUGUGCAAGGCAAGGAGGGCUACAGCGAUGGCUGCGCUAGCUGCUUUGGAGAUAUCUUCGGCUGCACCCGCCAGCACUGCAAGCUGAAGUGCAUCGGCGGGCAGACUGAUGCGUGCAAGCAGUGUGUGAAGGAUGCCGGCUGCGUCGCCACCUUCACCAGCUGCAGCGGCUUUACUCCACCCUCCGUUUCCGUUCAGGGCAACCAGUGCAGCGACAACGACUCGCAGAUUUGGACGCAGAAGGGCCUUGCCGCUUUCUCUGGAGACUUGGACGCCUGCGGCCAUCAGUGCGCUUUGUCCUCCACCGAUUGCGCCAGCAAAUGUGUGCAAGGCAAGGAGGGCUACAGCGAUGGCUGCGCUAGCUGCUUUGGAGAUAUCUUCGGCUGCACCCGCCAGCACUGCAAGCUGAAGUGCAUCGGCGGGCAGACUGAUGAGUGCAAGCAGUGCGUGAAGGAUGCCGGCUGCGUCGCCACCUUCACCAGCUGCAGCGGCUUUACUCCACCCUCCGUUUCCGUUCAGGGCAACCAGUGCAGCGACAACGACUCGCAGAUUUGGUCGCAGAAGGGCCUUGCCGCUUUCUCUGGAGACUUGGACGCCUGCGGCCAUCAGUGCGCUUUGUCCUCCACCGAUUGCGCCAGCAAAUGUGUGCAAGGCAAGGAGGGCUACAGCGAUGGCUGCGCUAGCUGCUUUGGAGAUAUCUUCGGCUGCACCCGCCAGCACUGCAAGCUGAAGUGCAUCGGCGGGCAGACUGAUGCGUGCAAGCAGUGCGUGAAGGAUGCCGGCUGCGUCGCCACCUUCACCAGCUGCAGCGGCUUUACUCCACCCUCCGUUUCCGUUCAGGGCAACCAGUGCAGCGACAACGACUCGCAGAUUUGGUCGCAGAAGGGCCUUGCCGCUUUCUCUGGAGACUUGGACGCCUGCGGCCAUCAGUGCGCUUUGUCCUCCACCGAUUGCGCCAGCAAAUGUGUGCAAGGCAAGGAGGGCUACAGCGAUGGCUGCGCUAGCUGCUUUGGAGAUAUCUUCGGCUGCACCCGCCAGCACUGCAAGCUGAAGUGCAUCGGCGGGCAGACUGAUGCGUGCAAGCAGUGCGUGAAGGAUGCCGGCUGCGUCGCCACCUUCACCAGCUGCAGCGGCUUUACUCCACCCUCCGUUUCCGUUCAGGGCAACCAGUGCAGCGACAACGACUCGCAGAUUUGGUCGCAGAAGGGCCUUGCCGCUUUCUCUGGAGACUUGGACGCCUGCGGCCAUCAGUGCGCUUUGUCCUCCACCGAUUGCGCCAGCAAAUGUGUGCAAGGCAAGGAGGGCUACAGCGAUGGCUGCGCUAGCUGCUUUGGAGAUAUCUUCGGCUGCACCCGCCAGCACUGCAAGCUGAAGUGCAUCGGCGGGCAGACUGAUGAGUGCAAGCAGUGCGUGAAGGAUGCCGGCUGCGUCGCCACCUUCACCAGCUGCAGCGGCUUUACUCCACCCUCCGUUUCCGUUCAGGGCAACCAGUGCAGCGACAACGACUCGCAGAUUUGGUCGCAGAAGGGCCUUGCCGCUUUUUCUGGAGACUUGGACGCCUGCGGCCAUCAGUGCGCUUUGUCCUCCACCGAUUGCGCCAGCAAAUGUGUGCAAGGCAAGGAGGGCUACAGCGAUGGCUGCGCUAGCUGCUUUGGAGAUAUCUUCGGCUGCACCCGCCAGCACUGCAAGCUGAAGUGCAUCGGCGGGCAGACUGAUGCGUGCAAGCAGUGCGUGAAGGAUGCCGGCUGCGUUGCCACCUUCACCAGCUGCAGCGGCUUUACUCCACCCUCCGUGGCCGUUCAGAGCAACCAGUGCAGCGACAACGACUCGCAGAUUUGGUCGCAGAAGGGCUCUGCCGCUUUCUCUGGAGACUUGGACGCCUGCGGCCAUCAGUGCGCUUUGUCCUCCACCGAUUGCGCCAGCAAAUGUGUGCAAGGCAAGGAGGGCUACAGCGAUGGCUGCGCCAGCUGCUUCGGAGAUGUCUUCGGCUGCACCCGCCAGCAUUGCAAGCUGAAGUGCAUCGGUGGGCAGACCCCAGCGUGCAAGCAGUGCGUGAAGGAUGCAGGAUGCGUAGCCAGCUUCACAGGCUGCAGCGGUUUCACGCCCCCUUCUUUGGUCUCAGCAACUUGCACUGGCAGUGCCGAUCCCACGCCCAAUGCUUGCUACCAGGGAAGCGCUCGGGUGCUGGCACUUAAGGAAGACGUCCACGUGAAGGUGGACAGCUUCAGCGCCAACCAGGGGACCAUGGAUUUCGUGGGCAGCGGCCCAAAGGCAAUCAGCUGCCUGGGCAAGGCUUUUCAGAAGAAUGGGCAGAGCAUCACCACGGACCUGAGCGACUGCUGCCCUGACUUGCUCAAGCUGUCAGGUAUUAAGUACUGCUCCGACCAGGACAUGGUGAUCGUUGAUGCGGAGGUCGCGUCCCUCCACGAGGAGAUUCAGCUCACCAAAGUGACCUGUGAUGCGACCAUCGUGGUGCCACUGGGCCAAACAGGGGAAGAGGCAAGGGAGAGCAUUUUUCUUUGUGUGAGCCGCUCACGGCGCACUUGGUACCGUGGCGGCGGCGCACAAAAGCGGCUCGAACGCGAGAAUGCUUUGCGCCAUGGCCGGUCACUACGGCUUCAGGUUGGCAUCAACAUGAGGGUGAUGGUCUACAAUCCGAAUCCCAGGACGCGAGACGAAGAGACGGUCUUCGUGAACCCUCGCAUCAUCUCUGCCAGCGACGACCGGGACUACGCGGCGGAGGGCUGCCUGUCCUUCCCGCGGAUCCGCGGGAGUGUGCAACGCCCCACGUGGGUGGAGGUAGAGGCAGUGGAUUGGGAGGGCAAGCCCUUCCAGCGACGCAUCGAUGGCUUCGAGGCCAGGCUCUUCCAGCACGAGUACGAUCACUUAGAUGGCAUUGUCUUCGUGGAUCGCUUGGGGGAGGCCAGCCGCAGCAAGGCGCAGAACUGA